Fusarium redolens is the source of this 774-nucleotide messenger RNA. RefSeq lists its product as uncharacterized. Bases 5 to 622 code for a protein of 205 amino acids. The transcript has 4 exons. The record is from RefSeq and is a predicted model, not a curated record. Lineage: Eukaryota; Fungi; Ascomycota; Sordariomycetes; Hypocreales; Nectriaceae.
CAUAAUGCGAUCAGGGCUCCCGCUCAAGUGGAUUGUCUUUUCAACUUGGACAACAUAUCGUUCACCAACUUGCAUCACAACUACCAUACUCAAGCAUACCUUACUCAGCCAACCCGGGCCCAAACAUGCCUGGACAGGAGCAGAAACUGCCCAGCAUACGUCGAUUACGAUAUCCAGGUGCAAUGGCAUCUAUGCCCGAGUUGUCUCAAGAUGGGAAUUCAAUGUCCAAAGACCGGUCGGAGAAAGACGCGACCUGCUUAGACAGUCGUUAGACGACGCCAUUGCCAACAGUCGCUCGGAAGUUGAUGAUUCCCCCACUGUCACCCUUGACUCGGUUAGAAAGACGGGCAAGCGUGACGAUUUCCCGAGUGUGUCCGUUUCUAAUCCGCGUUCUUUGAAAAGGCCUAGACCUGAGGAGAAGGAGAAGGAGAAGGAGAAGGAGGCCGCCAGAGACAAGGACUGGAAGGCUCUGGAGGUCAAGAUCAAGGCGUUGGAAGAGCAGUGGGUGAGAAACAGGAAGGAGAUCCAGGCUCUGAAGCACAAGUAUGAAGAGAUUCAUGUAAAGGUCGAGGCUCUUGAGAGAGAGUUGAGAGGUGGAUCUAUCUAUGUGAUCCGAAUCUAAGGAUGGGAAGCCCGUACGGUCUGCCUGUGAGACCUUGAACUGGUCUCAAGGGAUCAGAACUGUAUUGGCUUGGAUUACUGGUAUGGAUUAUUUGUCGUCAACGUGUAAUGAGACAUUGGAUGUGCAUGUAUGGAGCGGUCGAGCUGAAGAUA